Messenger RNA from Fomitopsis serialis, 1859 nucleotides. Its product is annotated as amidase signature enzyme. The transcript has 9 exons. Lineage: Eukaryota; Fungi; Basidiomycota; Agaricomycetes; Polyporales; Fomitopsidaceae. Bases 267 to 1859 code for a protein of 530 amino acids. The record is from RefSeq and is a predicted model, not a curated record.
UGGUAUCGCAAACGAUACGCACAGGCACAGCGUAAGUACCCACGGGCGCGGGACUCUUCCACCUAUCUCGGAGAAAGGUCAACCGUGUGAUCGAUGCUCUCGCCGCCCCUCCAUCGGCGAGGCGGCUCUCCGGCAGCACUUCUUUGACUCCUGAUGAUAUGUAAGGUGUGGCUGCAGUGCGGCACCGUGUACGACUCUCGACCUCCGAUGACUCGGAGCCUGGAACUUGCAGCUGUCGCGAAUGCCUCUCGGAACCCUGUGCUGCUAUGUUAACUCCUGGUAGGUCCACUGCCGUCCUCUCCGCCCUCGCUAUCGCCCUAGGCCUCUCCCUGGCUGCAUACACGGAGUACGUGCGGAUACCGUUGAGCUCGAGUUUGUUCGGGAUGGGUUCGUUGCCGGACUUGUACGAGGCGGGAAUUGAGGAGAUCCAGGAUGGUCUCAAGAGGAAGCGAUUUACUAGUGUUGAUCUCGUGAAGGCUUAUCUCGCUCGCAUCGACGAGGUCAACUUGAACGGACCCGCAUUACGCGCCGUCCUGGAGACCAAUCCAAAUGUGCUGAGGCAGGCUGCUGAGCUCGACAAGGAGAGGGAAACCUCAGGGCCCCGCGGUCCCCUCCACGGCAUCCCGAUUCUGCUCAAAGACAACAUCGCAACACUGCACAGCGAGGGCAUGAACACCACCGCAGGGUCCUACGCCCUGCUCGGCUCCGUCGUUGCCGGCGAGUCCUUCGUCGCCGCGCAGCUCCGCGCGGCGGGUGCGAUCCUCCUGGGCAAGUGUACCCUCUCCGAGUGGGCGAACUGGCGCGGCACGGUGCCCUCGGGUUUCUGCGGGCGCGGCGGCCACGGCACGAACCCGUACGUCCCGCUGGGCAACCCGUCCGGCUCGAGCUCGGGCAGCGGGAUCGCGGGCGCGGUGGGCCUCGCGACGGCCACGCUCGGCUCGGAGACGGACGGGUCGAUCAUCAGCCCGAGUGGUAACUGUAAUGUGGUGGGCCUCAAGCCGACGGUGGGGCUUACUUCGCGCGCAGGGGUGAUCCCAAUCUCAGAGCACCAGGAUAGCGUCGGCCUCAUGUGCCGCAGUGUCGCGGACUGCGCUAUUGUCCUCUCGACCAUCGCGGGGCGCGACCCGCACGACAGCUACACGCUGAACCAGCCCGCGCAGGUGCCCGACUACACCAAGGCCCUCAAGAAAGACGGCUCAGGGGCGUGCGUCCUCGAGGGCGUCGACGCGAACGUCCUGAUUGCGUUCAACAAGGCGCUGAAGGACCUCACGGAACUCGGCGCGACAGUUGUCGACCCCGCAGACUUCGGAGAUGGGUGGGACUACGAGGAGGUGCAAAAUCGCGAGGACGUCGUACUCUGUGGGGACUUCAAGCUCGUGGACGUCCCGACGGGCGUGCGCACCCUUGCGGAUCUUAUCAAGUUCAACGAGGACAACAGGGAGAAGGAGCUUGUGGAGCCGUACUGGACGGACCAGGCGAGGUUCGUCAAGUCCAAUGGCGUGCACCAGGACCCGGCAUUCUGGGAGGCACUGGAGUGGGACUACCGCAUGGGCAGGCAGGACGGCGUCGACGGCCUGCUGAAGAAGGCGUCCCGUCCCGCCGCGGUCGCAGGCUAUCCCGUCAUCACUGUGCCCCUCGGGUUCCAGCCCCCCGACGUCGCGCUCACGGAGGCGAGCCCAACACGUAUGAACGGCCCGAACAUGCCCUUCGGGAUCUCGUUCCUAGGAACGGCGUACAGCGAGUUCCAGCUCAUCCAGUACGCGUAUGCGUAUGAGCAGGCGACGAAGCACCGGCUGGAGAAGAAGGCGUACCCGGAGGCGAUACCGAAGACGCAGCUGGCGGACGUGAUGGGCAAGUAG